GGCAAUUAUGCGGAGUACAUCUCGAUCAUCACAAGAGGAAUAAAAUAAGUGGACAAGAUGAAAGCUACUCUGCUCACUGUGGUGGCACUCACUGCAGUGGCUGCUCUAGUUGGAGCCGCCGAUCCUGAAUGUAUCUACCGGAGGACUAGGAAGCUCCCGAUGCACUGGCCCAAGCCCUUGAACUGUUCCUCCUACUACCGUUGCACCACCAAGAACGCUGUUCGCAUGGUGACGUGUGCGCCGGGCAAGGAGUACAAUCCCAAGAAUGGCAAGUGCAUUACCGCAGGACGAGGUCUGUGCAAGCUGAGUCUUAUAGCUCCACUUGCUGAUUCCACCAACGUGUGCUCCACCGAGGUGAACGGAGCCUACAUAGCCAAGAGUGGAUCUUGUGGCGAGUUCUUCAUCUGCGACGAGCAGUAUGCCUAUCCACAGAAAUGCGAUUUGGGCAGCUACUUCAAUGAAACCCAGGCUGCCUGCGUACCGGAUACAAGCACCACGUGCUGGCAGAACCUGUGCAUUAAUCAGACCACCAGUGCAUAUCUGCCCAAUGAGGCGAACUGCGGUAGCUACUAUGAGUGCUCCGAUGGAGAGGCCACUCUUCAGACUUGUCCCCAAGGCAGUUUCUUCAACACCUCAGCUGAUGCCUGCACUGUCGAUGAAGGAAACUCCCAGUGCUGGGUUAACUUCUGCAUUGGACAGACUAAUGGGUUCUCUGUGGCCGACAAGUCCAACUGCUCCAUGUUCUAUGUGUGCUUCAACAAUACGGCUACCGCUCAAGAAUGUCCCGAAGGAAGCUACUUUGAGGACAACAACUGGGGUUGUGUUCCCGGCACUUGCACUACGGAGGCACCAUGCGAUGACUCCACAACCACCACCACUGAACCUUGUGAUGAGGUGACCACGGAGCCUCCGGCAUCCGGCGAUUGCGGUGAUAUAAAGAACGCCGACUUCAUUCCCGACGAAGAUAACUGUCGCAAGUACUUCAUUUGCAUUGAUGGUGUCCUGGAGGCCGGGGAUUGCGGCAAGGGUAACUUCUUCAAUGCCACGCUCAGUGUUUGUCAGGUUGACGCAGACAACACUUGCUGCGUGGCGGAUUGCACGGAGGGAGAUGCUCAAGUGGAUCCCCAGGACUGCACCAAGUACUUCAAGUGCCAAAGCGGCGACUGGACUUCCGUGUCCUGUGAUAGUGGCAGUUAUUUCAAUGCCACUCUGAGCUGCUGCCAAGUGGAUGUGAACAAUGUGUGCAUUAAUGCAUCGGGCACCUCAACACAGCGUCCCACAACUUCAACCGCUAUUGCCAUUAGCAAGUGCAAUGCCCGAGACCCUCCAGCCAGUGGAAAGAACUGCUGGACCUACCAGACCUGCAUCAAUGGCCAGUGGCAGGAUGGCACUUGCCGCAGUAACACCUACUUCAACGCCUCCGUUGGCAUUUGCCGCGAGGAUACCGACAAUGUCUGCCCGGAGAACAGAUCGAGUGGGUCGCGCCAGAAGAGGAGCGUGGAGGACUGCACCUGCGAGGGAGGCAUCAAGCAGGGAGCCAUUGUAGGUCACUCGACCGACUGCGAUAAGUACCUGAUCUGCGAGAACGGAGAGUUGGUGGAAGGUGUGUGCGGCUUUGGCAAUGUCUUUCAGAGUUCCAGCGGCACCUGUGUUCCGGACACCAAGGCCACCUGCUGGAUAUGCUCCAACAAGCCGAAUGGCUACCAGAUGGCCAGUGCGAUCGACUGCACCAGCUAUUUUACGUGCUGGAAUGGCCAGGCCACGAAGCACACCUGCGGAUCCGGUGAGUGGUACAAUGCCGAUGGUAUGUGUGCCAUCGAUGUGACUGGCAAGUGCAUCAACCCAUGCACCUCCUGCGGCGGCAACGGCAACGGCGACAGCAACGUGGCCCAUCCCAUCUGUACCAAAUACUUCCAUUGCACGGACGGAGUGCCCCAAGUGGUGGACUGCGCCUCUGGAGAGGCGUUUGAUUCAGCAACCGGCCAGUGCUCCACUACCGUGGAGUGCUCCGCCAAAAAGUGCGCCACCGCCAGUGAUGGAACCACCUACCCAGUCGCCGGAGAAGAUGGCCAGUUUUACGUCUGCCUUGACCACGAGGCCGUUAUAGAAUCCUGCCCGGCCAACACAGUAUACAUCGACCUGGGCAUAUGCCAGCCCCAACCCAGCACCGAUUGCGAUCAGACCGUUUGCAACGCUACCACUUUGAACUGGACGUAUCCUUCUCAGAACAAGGAUUCCUCGACCUUCUGCCUGUGCGAGGAAGAUGGUGGAUAUAUCAAGUCCUGUGCAGCCGGAUUGUUCUACGACGAAGCUGAAGGAGCCUGCACUUUCUCCGGAAACUGCGAUCCCCGGGUCUGCACCGGCAAGUUGGAUUUCUACGUCUCUCCGGACUUCGAGGACCAGAACAGCUUCUGCUUGUGCCGCGCUGGAGAUCCCAUCUCAGUUCCCUGUCCCAUUGGCUACACUUUCAGUAGCGAGGACCUCGAGUGCGUCCUCAUUCCACUGCCAGAUCCACGUUGCUGCGCCAAUGGCUGCGUAGGAAAGACGGACUUCUCAACUUUUCCGGCCAAUGAGGGUACCGAUGGCUUCUGUCUCUGCGUGGCCGAGGUUCCCAAGUACAAAACUUGUCCGAAGAACGCCGAAUUCGAUGCCGAGCUAGGUGCCUGCAUCUCCACUGGGGAGGAAACCACAUGCCCUGUGAAUGCUUGCGAUGCCGAUAUUUGCGAGGACGCUCUGGAGUACAGUACCUUCCCUGUUUCGAGUGAUCCCUCCGCAUUUUGCUACUGCGACAACUUCUGCCCCAUCUAUAAAACCUGUUCCAAAGGUCAGGUCUAUGACGAAUAUCUAAAUAUUUGCACGGAAGCAGAGGAUCCUUGUAUUGCCAGCAAGUGCAAUGCUCAAAAAUGUGAAAGCACUCCGGACUUUACACCAUAUCUGCCCAACGAAGGAACGGAUGGCUUCUGCUAUUGUAUUGGCGGCCUUCCCACUUAUCGGGCAUGCGAGGAAAACGAGGAAUUUGAUCCCACCAUGGGAGCUUGCCUAGCGGUUGCGGAUGCCAGUGCGCGCGCCCUGUGUGAUGCUGACCUAUGCGCCACCUUGGGCAAUAACGUGCCCUUCCCAAAAAACGCGGGCGGCCAUGAAAAUGCUGCCUUCUGCUACUGCCAGAUGGGGGUGGUGGCCUUGGCACACUGCAGCCCCGAAAUGGUGUUCGAUGAGCAGGAGGGACGCUGCGCAGUUCAGGCUGCAUCCGUGUCCGUUUGUGAGCCGGGUAAGUGCGACAGCUCGGAUGAGUACAAAACAUACGCGGCUCUGAAUACGACUGAAGGCUUCUGCCUGUGCGUGAGCGGAGCUCCUGUGUUCAAGAGGUGCCUCAGGGACCAGAGCUAUGACAGUUUUCGGAGAACCUGCCUUUCUGCCGCCAAUAUCGGUCAGUUCGGCCUUUGCGAUGACAGACGAUGCGGCAGUCGCGCCACUUCCACUUUUGCAGCAUUAAAUACGACGAAUGGAUACUGCAGCUGCCAGGAUGUGGGCGUGUCCACCUUCAUCCGUUGUGCGGAUGAACAUAUUUACGAUUCGAGUGCGGGAACUUGUGUGGUCGAGGCCGAGAAGGAAGCCACGGCUAUGAUCUCCUGCAACCUGAAGGAGUGCCUGAGGCGGGGCCAAUACGAGCCUUUUGCCGCCGAAAACACCAGGUCCGGAUUCUGCUCCUGUGACGAUACGAGGCGCGUUAGUGUCACCUAUCAUCCUUGCGGUGAGGGCGAAACCUUUGUUCCGGAACUCGGUACUUGCGACAGCCACAGCAUCCAGAAGCGUUCCGUGGAGUCGGAGGAAAACACAUGUAUCUCGGAUGAGAAGCGCUCGGUACCAGCGAACUGCUCCCAGUACGAGGUGUGCGUCGAUGGUCACUGGCGCCGACGCACUUGCUCCGACCAGCGAUACUACAAUCCGGAGCAGCAGAGAUGCCUGGAACCGCGUGAUGACUUGGUCUGCGCCUACGCAAGGGUAUCCCAUGUACCGACCUGCAGCAGCAUCAACGAAUCCCUGACGAUUCCGGCCAAAAGCGGCAAUUGCCUGCAAUACUUCCGCUGCUCCGGCGGCAAAUGGCGACUGCGCAACUGUCCGAGACAGCACUACUACUCCUCGUUGAUAGAAUCGUGUCUGCCAUUCCCGCGGGGUCAUGAGCAGGACAGGAAUCAAACUAUUUGCAAUUGGGCGAUGAGCAAGCAAGCUGGUAAUACCUCUGAAGAUUGCCAGCACCUGGCAGUGCGUCCCUCUUUGGCGGGCGGCUGUCAGAGCUACCUGAUGUGCCUGGACAACUCCUGGUGGCUGCACCAGUGUCCCUUGGGCAUGUACUUCAGUCGGCAGCACAACUACUGCCUGCCCAAUGAUGCGGGGAUGUGCUUCCUGCCGGCAGAGCGGAGAGGAAACUGCUCCAACGGAGAGAGCAGAUCCGUGGUGGGCAGCUGCCACAGCUACGAACUGUGCUCGGGUGGCCAGUGGAGGAGGAGGCGCUGCCAGGAAAGGGAACAGUUUGAACCCAUGCUGGGCUGUGUGCCCAGCGAUGGAAGCUGUCAAGACAAUGGGAUGCGACGCAUCUGCCAGGAGGGGCAACUUCAGGCUCAAUUCGGGAACAACUGCUCUCAGGGAUUCCUAUACUGUGAGGCAGAGCAAUGGCGUCUGGGCAGCUGUUUGAAGGGGCACAGUUUCGCUAGGAAUCGCAACAAGUGUCAGUUGCAGUCGCAGUGCCAACUUCAGCUAAGGGAUCUUCCUGCGGAAAACCGGUGUGUGGGUCAAAUGGAUGGGCUUAGUGUCCCCGAUCCCACAGAUUGCACUCGAUUUUACCUAUGCCUGCAACAAGUUCCUACCAUCCUGCAGAGCUGCUCCUCUGGCAGCUUCUUUGACUCCACCCAGGGAUACUGCCGACCGAAUGAUGGUUCCUGCCAGCUGGCGAUUUGUUCCGGACAAGAAGAUGGCAAGCUGGUGGCUCAUCCGGAGGAUUGCCGCUCCUACUACAGCUGCUCCCGCCGGAAUGGAACUAGUCUAGUGCAAUGCGAUGAGGGUCAGUACUUCCACAGUUUGCUUUCCAUUUGCCGCGCUGAUCAUGGCCAGUGUCGAAAUGUUCCCAAUCAGGAUGACACGGAAACUGCACCCAGAUUGUGCUCCGGACUUCAUGGAGCUAAACUACCUCACGAGCGGUACUGCAAUUUGUACUACGCCUGUGUCAAGGGACUAGCCUUUCCCGUUGAGUGCCCACUACAACAUCAAUUUAAUCCGGUGCUGUCCAUGUGCGAACCGGAAUCGCAGGCCGUACAGCCGUGUCCAAGCGGUCACCUGGAUGGAAACGUAAGCUACGUUUAUAGCUGUGGCGACCUGCAGGACGGCACCUUCCUGGCCAAUCGGACAGACUGCACUCGGUACUUUAUCUGUGCCGGAGGAGUGGCCACUGCUCAGCGAUGUGCUGCAGGCUCCUUUUUCGAUUCGGCGCAAUUACUCUGUCUUACGGAUGACGGCUCCUGUCCGCUGGUGGAAUCAGUACCCGAUGAUGAUGACAAACCCAACAACCAGCACGUGCCUCCAGAUCCGGUGGUUUGCGAAGGCAAGCAUGGGUAUAUAAUGCUCGAUCCGGCCAACUGUAAUAAUUUUUACCUCUGCGUUUCUGGGAAACUCCGGCAUGAGCUUUGCUAUACGGACCACUUCUUCAAUGCCACAUUGCAGCAGUGUCAGCCCUAUGAGAUGACCUCUGAUGGGAAUAACCAGACAGAAAGUCCCUUACAAUUGCGGCAGAUAGAACCUGGAAGACAGGAGAGCGCAGUUACAAAUGGAAGCUGCAAGGAUGCACCCACCUCUUUUGUCGGCAUAUGUGGAGUCAUCGGAAAUGGUGCCUCCGUGGCGGAACAGGGUGAUUGCCGAAGGUAUACCAGUUGCGAGGACGAUGAACCCGUUUCCCAGCGAUGUCGCAAUGGCGAGAGUUUCGACAGCCUUCUGGGAAUCUGUCGACAAAGCGAUGGAACCUGCCUCUUGGAGAACGGCGAAAGAGUGGGAGUCUGCAACGGAAAGCACGGACAACUGGCACGGGAUGCGGACAACUGCCGGGGCUACUUCACCUGCGUUCAUGGCCAGCAGAUCGACGGCGAGUGCGCCCAGGGUGAGUUCUUCAGCCGGGUGACCAGCAGCUGCGAAGUGGAUGUCCUGCAACAGUGUAAAAGUGAAGCAGACGACGUUAUCAUCGCCGAUAAUCAGGGUUAA
Drosophila erecta is the source of this 6246-nucleotide messenger RNA. RefSeq lists its product as uncharacterized. Gene Ontology annotation, cellular component: extracellular region. NCBI's taxonomy places the organism in Eukaryota, Metazoa, Arthropoda, Insecta, Diptera, Drosophilidae. Gene Ontology annotation, molecular function: chitin binding. Bases 58 to 6246 code for a protein of 2062 amino acids. The transcript has 11 exons. The record is from RefSeq and is a predicted model, not a curated record.